AUGGACACCGACGGUGGCUCCAGCGCGCCGGAUCCGCGCAAUGUGCAGGUCGACAAUGCUAUUCGCGCCAUCCGCGAGAAGAAACCUCUUCCCCAGAUUGACUUCAGCAUCCAUGAAAUGGAAGAUGGCACCCAAGUGAGCACUCUCGAGCGGGUGUGCAAAGAUGUCCAGGCGCCCGCCAUGUCCAAGCCCACCGACGAACAAUUCUUCGAGGACGAGACCCGCCAGAAGCCGGAUAUCGCCUUCCUCAAGCAGCACUUCUGUCGCGAAGGCCGCCUCACAGACGAGCAAGCCUUGUGGAUCCUCAAGCAGGGCACUGAACUCCUCCGGGCCGAGCCCAAUCUCCUCGAGAUGGAUGCGCCCAUCACCGUCUGCGGCGACGUCCAUGGCCAGUACUAUGACCUCAUGAAGCUCUUCGAAGUCGGCGGCGACCCGGCUGAGACGAGGUAUCUGUUCCUUGGCGACUACGUGGAUAGGGGCUAUUUCAGUAUAGAAUGUGUCCUCUACCUGUGGGCGUUGAAGAUACAUUACCCAAAUACCCUCUGGCUGCUGCGCGGAAAUCACGAAUGUCGCCAUCUUACCGACUACUUCACCUUCAAGCUGGAAUGCAGGCACAAAUAUUCCGAGGCCAUCUAUGAGGCUUGUAUGGAGUCGUUCUGCUCCCUGCCCUUGGCUGCCGUUAUGAACAAGCAGUUCCUCUGCAUCCACGGCGGGUUGAGCCCGGAGUUGCACACAUUGGACGACCUGAAGAGUAUCGAUAGGUUCAGAGAGCCGCCAACGCAGGGGUUGAUGUGCGACAUACUCUGGGCGGAUCCUCUGGAGGACUUUGGCCAAGAAAAGACUACGGAUUAUUUCCUCCAUAACCACGUCCGGGGCUGUUCCUACUUCUUCUCGUACCACGCAGCUUGCGCCUUUUUGGAGAAGAACAAUCUCCUUUCCGUCAUCCGAGCCCACGAGGCCCAGGAUGCGGGCUACCGCAUGUACCGUAAGACUCGUACCACCGGUUUCCCGAGCGUCAUGACUAUAUUCUCCGCGCCCAACUAUCUCGACGUUUAUAACAACAAGGCUGCGGUCCUCAAGUACGAGAACAAUGUCAUGAACAUCCGUCAGUUCAACUGCACACCGCACCCAUACUGGCUCCCCAACUUCAUGGACGUUUUCACCUGGUCGCUGCCAUUUGUUGGCGAGAAGAUCACGGAUAUGCUAAUCGCAAUCCUGAGCACGUGUUCCGAGGAGGAGCUCCGGGAGGAGUCGGCGGCGACCUCUCCGGGCCCGGUCUCUCCUGUUGGGACAUCGGCACCAAGCCAGGAUCCCGAGUCGAUCGAAUUCAAGAGGAGAGCGAUCAAGAACAAGAUCCUCGCCAUAGGGCGGCUAUCCCGCGUGUUCCAGGUCCUUCGAGAGGAGUCUGAGAGAGUCACGGAGCUCAAGACCGUCUCGGGAGGGCGCCUGCCUGCAGGGACGCUCAUGCUCGGCGCCGAGGGCAUCAAGAACGCCAUCAGCAGCUUCGAGGACGCACGCAAGGUGGAUAUACAGAACGAGAGACUACCGCCCAGCCAUGAGGAGGUUGCGAGACAGGCCGGCGAGGAGCGGCAGCAGGCCCUGGAGAGAGCCGCCAAGGAGGCGGACAACGAUAAGAAGCUCCAGUCUCUGUCGCGGAGGCUAAGCACGUGA
This is a messenger RNA of Phialemonium atrogriseum, 1671 nucleotides long. RefSeq names its product putative serine/threonine-protein phosphatase. Lineage: Eukaryota; Fungi; Ascomycota; Sordariomycetes; Cephalothecales; Cephalothecaceae. Gene Ontology annotation, molecular function: calmodulin binding; calmodulin-dependent protein phosphatase activity. Bases 1 to 1671 code for a protein of 556 amino acids. Gene Ontology annotation, cellular component: calcineurin complex; cytoplasm. Gene Ontology annotation, biological process: fungal-type cell wall organization; calcineurin-mediated signaling. The record is from RefSeq and is a predicted model, not a curated record. The transcript is spliced from 3 exons.